This is a messenger RNA of Trifolium pratense (red clover), 2006 nucleotides long. RefSeq names its product abscisic acid 8'-hydroxylase 2-like. Gene Ontology annotation, biological process: sterol metabolic process. The record is from RefSeq and is a predicted model, not a curated record. The transcript is spliced from 8 exons. Lineage: Eukaryota; Viridiplantae; Streptophyta; Magnoliopsida; Fabales; Fabaceae. Gene Ontology annotation, molecular function: oxidoreductase activity, acting on paired donors, with incorporation or reduction of molecular oxygen; iron ion binding; monooxygenase activity. Bases 233 to 1672 code for a protein of 479 amino acids.
AGCACAGCUCUAACACACCAUAUAUCCUAUUCCUCAUAAAUUAAAUUAAACAAACCGACACCCCUUUUAAUUUAUUUUCACUAUACAAUAUAUAUAUACAUCACUAUCUACACAAAUUUCUACAACAUAUUCAUCACUAUCUACUCCAAUUCUCAUUCAUAUUUUCCCUCUAUAAAUAGCUAACAAAACCGCCAUCUCUCACAUUAUUUUGUGCCUUCAACCACUAUAUACCAUGCAACUUUUCACAUUACUUACUAAACUCCCCUUCAAUAUAUUGCUCCUCCUUUUUUGUUUUUUUAUUCUACUUCCUUUACUUCAAUGGUGGAAACACCAUAGAAUCAAAGACAAAUGUUUACCCCCCGGUUCAAUGGGUUGGCCUUACUUUGGAGAAACCCUCAAACUCUACACACAAAAUCCAAAUUCCUUCUUCUCCACAAGGCAGAAAAGGUAUGGAGAUAUAUUCAAGACACACAUACUAGGUUGUCCUUGUGUGAUGAUAUCAAGUCCUGAGGCAGCUAGAACAGUGCUUGUAACACAAGCACAUCUUUUCAAACCAACAUACCCUCCAAGCAAAGAGAAAAUGAUAGGACCAGAAGCUUUAUUCUUUCAACAAGGUGCUUAUCAUUCCAUGCUCAAGAAGCUAGUUCAAGCCUCUUUUUUACCUUCAACAAUUAAAAACUCUGUCUCUCAUGUGGACCAAAUUGUACAAAAAUUGAUUCCAACUUGGGCUAAUAGGACAAUCAAUACCUUGGAAGAGAUGAAAAAGUAUGCUUUUGAAGUGGCUGCAAAUUCAGCCUUUGGAGAAAUAAUGGAGAUGGAAAUGGAAGAAAUAAGAGAGUUGUAUAGUUGCUUGGUGAAGGGCUAUAACUCUUAUCCUUUACAUAUUCCAGGAACUUCCUAUUGGAAGGCAAUGAAGGCUAGGAAGGUAUUGAAUGAGAGUAUAAAGAGGAUAAUAGAAAGAAGAAAGGAGAGCAGGAAUUAUGGUGGUGGGUUGUUGGGAAUUCUGUUGAGAGGCAGAGGUGAUGACAAGAAGAAGAUGUAUCAACAACAAUUGACUGAUUCUCAGGUUGCUGAUAAUCUGAUUGGUGUAAUCUUUGCUGCACAUGACACAACAGCUAGUGUUCUAACAUGGGUUCUAAAGUACUUGCAUGACAAUCUCAAUCUCUUGGAAACUGUCACAAAAGAACAUGAAGCAAUAAGAAACAAACUUGUUAAGGAAAAUCGUGGCCUUACAUGGGAGGAUACCAGGCAGAUGCCCUUCACUAGCAGGGUAAUCCAAGAGACAUUAAGAAGUGCAAGCAUACUAUCAUUCACAUUUAGAGAAGCAGUAAGAGAUGUGGAGCUAGAAGGUUACACCAUUCCAAAAGGUUGGAAAGUGCUUCCACUUUUUAGAACCAUUCAUCAUUCACCUCAUUUCUUCCCUCAACCAGACAAAUUUGAUCCUUCAAGAUUCGAGGUUCCACCUCGACCAAAUACAUAUAUGCCAUUUGGAAAUGGAGUCCACUCUUGUCCAGGUAGUGAGCUGGCCAAGCUUGAAGUUCUUGUCCUCCUUCACCAUCUCACCCUUUCAUACAGGUGGGAAGUUGUGGGAAAUGGAGAUGGAAUUCAAUAUGGCCCUUUUCCUGUGCCAAAACAUGGAUUACCAGUAAAGAUAACUUUGAAGAAGAAUUAGAUAUAUUAUUCACAUAAAUUUGGGAAUUUUAGACUGUUGUGGAGAGUUCAGAAAAUGAAAGCAAAGUGGGGUCAUGCAAUUUGUAGCAAGGCAGUGUAAUCAGUGAUUUAAUUUUUUUUUUCUAAGUAUUUUUUUUUAUGUAGAGAUUCUUUUCUCAUUUAUAGGUCUUAUGAGACAAAAGUAGCUUCCUUGCAUGGGCCAUGUAUGUGUAACAAACAUGUGUCUCUGCAGAAAAAAAUUGUAUAAAUCUCAUCCAAAAAAAUUGUACAAAUACAUUUUUUAUUUAAAAUUGUAUAAAUAAUGUUAAUGUGAUUUCAUUUUCUCAAUUGGUUCA